UAAAAUUCUGCAGCUGCUAUGGAAAACAGUAUGACAGUUCCUUAAAUAUUAAAAAUAGAAUUACCAUAUGAGCCAGCGCUUCCAAUUCUGGGUAUGUACCUAAAAGAUCUGAAGGCAGAGUCCUGUAGAGAUAUCUGUCCACUCAUGUUUAUAGCAGCAGUCUUCACAGUACCAAGAGGUGGAAGCCACUCAAGUGUUCACUGAUGAGUAAAUGAAUAAAUGAAAUAUGCUAUAUACAUACAAUGAAAUAUUAUCCAGCUAUGAAAAGAAAUUCCGAUAUAUGGGUGAACUUUACGAAUAUUAUGUAGUUAACAAAGCCAAUCACAAAUGAACAAAUACUGCAUGUUAGCACUUAUAGGAGGUAUCUAGAGUAGUCAGAUUCAUAGAGGCAGCAAGUCAAAUGGUGGUUGCUAAGGUUUGGGAAAGGAGGAAAUGGGAAGUAGUUGUUGCUUAAUGGGAAUAGAGUCUCAGUGUUAAAAGUGAAAAAGUUCCAGAGAUUGGUUCCUCAUUAUUAUUGGGUCUUCAUUAUCAACUCUUAGUACUUCUGUGACUGAGACCAAAGGAACAGGCAGUCAAUGUACUUAACGAAUGUACUUAAUGGAUAUACCCUUAAAAAUGGUUAAGAUGGUACAUUUUACAUAAUGUGUAUUUUACCACAGUUUUUUAAAGGUCGUCCAAAAUUGCUUAAUUAUGUUUAAAGAAAUGUUAUAUGGUGAGAUAUUAUAUUUGAUCAGGUUUGAGACAAUUUUUUUCUGUGACCCUUGACUUCUGUACCUCAACUUCUACCACCUCGCUGCUCAUAAAUUAACAUGACAGUUGUCAUUUAAAGCUACUUGGUAUGUGCCAGGCUUUUCCACAUAAAUUCUCAAUGAUUUUCUUGUGAGCCAGCAAGAGCUCAGCAAGGUUUAGUGACAUUUCCCAAGGUUGUGUGAGGGAUGUUACUGGGUCCCAUGGCCUGACCCUAAAGCCUGGCUUCCUCCCCACCAGGUCUCAUACCCCUCAAGUUAGCUUUAUCCUAACAACCACUUGGGGAACCUCAAACAUUCAGAUUCCCCUAGGAGAUGAGUAAAUUAACAAAUAAAGAAAUGGAAUCACUCAAGAUUGGCUGACUUGACAGACUAAAGGAAUCUUGAAAGUUGUGGCGUCUGGCAUGGAACAAAAGCAGAAGCAGAAAAUGCUGAACUCAGGGGACAUUCUGUGUGUAAGCACAUUCAGAGCUCUUGAGUCUAUCCUGCCCUGAGGACCACUGGAGACAGUCCAGGGUCUUGGAACUGUUACCAGCCCAGAGAGAAGCCAGUCCAUACACAGCAGUGUGUGCUCCCAGCAGCAAAGGAGGCUCAGGGACAGAAAGUCAUGGCCUGGAAACUGAUGCCACCUCUGCUGUUGCUGGCCUGGUUUUCAGCCUCCACGUGCAGUGCCAGAGACAGGACAGACCUGCUCAACGUCUGCAUGGAUGCCAAACACCACAAGGCCAAGCCAGGCCCUGAGGACCAGCUGCAUAACCAGUGCACUCCCUGGAGGAAGAACGCCUGCUGCUCUGUCAGCACCAGCCAGGAGCUGCACAAGGACACCUCCCUCCUGUAUAACUUUAACUGGGACCACUGUGGCAAGAUGGAGCCCAUCUGCAAGCGCCACUUCAUCCAGGACAACUGUCUUUAUGAGUGCUCCCCCAACAUGGGGCCCUGGAUCCAGGAG
Molecule: messenger RNA, 1695 nt
Organism: Miniopterus natalensis
Lineage: Eukaryota; Metazoa; Chordata; Mammalia; Chiroptera; Miniopteridae
Source: RefSeq, a predicted model, not a curated record